ACCAAAAACGUCGACUUUACCUUCUUUUCGAAAAGGAUUAUUUCGUUUUGUUAAAAAUAUGCCUUCAUUGGGAUUACUUGGCUUGCUUCUUGCCUGUUUCUUUAUCAUAAAGGUACAUGGUCAACUAUCAGGACAACUGCGUCACGCUGUCAAGUCCGGCUCCUGUCCCCCUAACAUUUGUGUCUCUGUCUUUGAUAACGGGUGUCAGAGCGACUUCACCUGCCCCAGGGAAAUGAAAUGCUGUCCAAACCAGUGUGGAAGACAAAUGUGCAUGCCACCAAUCAGUUCUGAAGAACGAAGAAGCAAGCAGAAGCUCCACGUGUCCUUUGUCCAGGAGACCACUACAGCCGCUGACCGGUGUUACUAUAACGGUCAAUGGUACAACCCCGGACAACAGUUGGUCAGCAGAGACGGGGCGCACUGUACCUGUAUCAACAGGGAGCGGAUCUCAUGUACACGCCCCAACGCUGGGGGAAACAACAACAUGAACGUUAAUAAUCAAGGACAAUCAAACUCAAUGCAGUCCAAUUUUCAUAUGGCCAAAAGCGGCCAGCAGGCACUAGGAGGUUUUACAACUCCGGGUUACCAGUGGAAACCCCCAACAUCACAACCUGUUCAAGUCUUUAUACAGGAUAUGAAUAAUAUCCCAGGACAAUCGCAAUAUGGACUGAAUCCUGCAAUGAACCGCUACCACAACCUCGGAGAAAUGCCUGGGGCAGCGACUCCGGCAUUCUUUCAAAAAAGCCACGUAAAAGAAGCACAGUCUCAAAGUGUUAUCACCGAACAGAACGUGAAUGAUCCAGGUAAUAGGCAGCAGAUGCUGUAUGAUAAAAAUUAUCCCACUUUUGAUAAGUCAGCCUCUUCACAUUCUGGCUCUCUAAAAACCGAGACGAGGAGUCAAUUCGGGUUGUACGAACCAUACUUGAAUGGGAAUGUAAACUUUGGUCUACCUUCCAAGAAUGAAGGAAACAUUCUACAUGGACCAAUUACUACAGAGAUAAGUAUUGUAAAGGAUUCUGGCCUGAUUGGAAUGCGGCAAAACAUUCAGGGAGUAACCAAAAGCAAUCAGGGUUACACCUCAACAACAGCAUCAUGGCUAAAAAACACGGGCGUCAGUAAAAAUGUUAUAGAGAGCUUGGAAUUCGGUGUACUAGAGCGCAAUGCUGGAUUUAUCUCACAACAAGAAAACUCCAUACAAAGUUCAAUGCAAAACACAGGAUAUGCUGAUAUAGUUGAUCGCAGCUCGGCCCUUUAUUCAGACCAGAUAAAUUCAUUCAAUCAGGCUAAUCCUAACUCCGCAUUCAUGGCAAAUGCUGAUUUUGUAAAUGGGAACCAUCAAAGACAAAAAAAUAACCAGAACCAGUUCCAGCCGCGUAAUCCGGAAUUUCAGCAACAGAUAGGCAUGCCACCAGUAGCUCCAGUACAGUCUUCGUAUCAACAAAGCGGAAACCAGGAAUCUUACCAACAUUUUAAUAAUGGACAAAACCUAAACAAGCAAAUAAAGAGUAUAAACCAACUUAAAAGUUCUCAAAAAGUAAAUUCACAAGCUUCUUUUGGUUCCUUUGCUCCGAUUACCAAUGAGAGAAAGAAAAAUACUGAACAAAUGUAUCAUAACGCUAAUCCUAACCUUAGUAUUCAACAGCAGUCAAAUCAGAGGCAUAAUCAAAACUAUCCUAUCUUUGACAACUCUGGACAAAUAAACCCAGAGGGAUUUAACAACCAUAAUUCUUGGAUCCCACAACAAGCGCAUCCAAUAGAUCAAAAUAAAAACAACAAUUUUGGAACACAACCACAAGUAAAUCCAAUAAAUGGUAAUCCAAUAGAUCAAAACAAAAAUAAUAAUUUUGGAAUACAACCACGAGCCAAUCCAAUAAAUGGGCAUCAUUACGAUAAUUCUAGAAUUUCACAACAAAGCAACGAACAGUAAAUUACCGGAAUGCAAGUAGCAAACAAUAAUAAUGAUCCAAAUCUCGGUAUUCCUCCUCAAACGUUUAAUAAUCAACAUAGCAGUUUUAUUAAUAGCAAUCUUAACGGAAACAACCCCAUUGAUCAGACAAGUAAUAUAAACCAAAAUUACCAACCAAAAAUUCCCAUGAAUCAAGGCAAUUACCCACAAACAAGCAUCGCCGAGAAUCCUUCAGAGCGAAGAAGCAACGUGAUCCAGGUGCAGAAUCAGAAACCAUAUCUAAUACAGGGUGGUCAUCAAAAGGAGCAGAACAAACACACUCAGCUAAAAAACACACAGAGUCAAUAUGGAGAUAAUGCAGCCUUCAAUGCUGAUAAUUUACUACUUAAUCAAGAAAACACAAACCGGGGUUUUGAUACUUUAGAUUCGAAAAAUAACUUAAACUUAAAAAGUUUCAGUUUACAAGCAAACACUGGAAAUGAAGACAGGGCGAAAAAAUUCAAUUACAAUAACGGUCAACCUAUCAAUACUUACAAAACAAUCAGCUUUGACAGCAUGCAUAGUGAGACCGACUUGAGAUUAUUCAACCGACAGCAAUCCCGCGUAACUCCAUUUUCUUUAAAAGCAGAAUCGGUUAAAGUCGAAAAAUCUAUUAAAAGUCCUGGAGGACAUCAAUUUAGUCCACAAACGGAGGGACCGACAACAAUUUUCCCAGAAACGGAUAAAAUAAAAAUCAGAACUGAUUCUCCGACAGCGUUGGAGGAAAUCAUUAUCGAGACCACGUUACCCCCUUCAACAUCAACCAAGAGUUUCAUACAGUUCCUCAAAGAGGUUAUAGAACAGCGAGAGAUGGUGAAAAGUAAAACAAAAGCUUCUCCAGCAGAGAGUGUGUACAAUAAAGAAAUGGUAAAGAGUAAGAAAGAAGUCCAGCCACCGGCAAAUCCAAUGUACGGUACAAAAGAGCUCCAAAAAUCGGUAUUGAAGAAAACGUCGUCGUCGACAAGAACAGCUGAAACCUCAACACCACCAACAACAAAAACAAUGGAGACAACGACUGCUUCCCCUUCUAAUCCUGGCAUCACAACCGUUUCCUCUAUUAAUUCUACCCAAAAAAUUAUUCCAACGACCAUCAUAAAGGCAAAGGAGGUUACCAAAACUUCUUCGAAGAGUAUUCCGACUUCGAUUGAUAAGGUAACAGAGAUUAAAGAAACUUCACCAAGAUAUAAUAAUUCUGCCAAGUCCCGUACAUUGAAAUCUAUUUUAGCUGAAAUAGACAAACAAACCACUAUUCGAAUUAAAGUUGUACCGAUACAAAAUGCCACCCCAGAUACACGUCAGACGUACGUCGUCUACAUGAGUCCGAGACCUAAAACAUCUAGAACUUCUACAUCCACAAUUCCUACCACGACAUUUUCCUUCAUUAAUAAUCUCCAUGAACAACUUAACGAAUCCAAAGACAACUCAACAAGGUCUGAACCAAAAGAGCCGCGCAUACAUAUUAUGACCGAAUCGACUACCCUCCCAGUUACAACGAUGAUAGAAAAACCGAUGUCUGAAAGUCCGGGUCAGAAAAGUCAAGGGACGACGAAUUCUCACUUCUCUCAUUUUCAGUUUACAGACACCGCAACACAGAGAAUGGAUGUUGUUGAUCAGUCUAGGGACAUUCCGAUAAACAAUCCUUCUACUACGAUGUCGAAUUUAAUAGACAGUACAACAAGUCAGCAACUGUACCAAGAAACACCCAUUGUUUAUACAAGUAAUUCUAAUGCUCAAAACAUUGCAUCAAUGGCAUCUCAAUCUCAUAAAGCUCAAGAAAAACAUCAUCCACAAAUAAGGACUUCUGAUACAUUUGUUCCAAAUGUGUUACCUGAGAAUGCAACGUUCUAUCAAAAGAUAGUGUUCAUGAGGCGUCAGAAAGAGGCACGAGAGGAUCCCUUAAAAGCUCUUAUGGACCAUGGAAGUCAAACCAAUAUGUUACACUUAAUAAACAUGCUUCCGAAAAACAACUCCAGUCCGAUGGCUGCUAAAAAUGUUGCUGAGUUUUACACUGUGAAGGUUCGGCCUCGACCUAAACCCACCGCGGCCAGAGCUAGCAUUACCACCCCAAGUCCAGCCAAGAAAGAGAGAACACAAAACAACUCACCAGCAACAGAGACACGACCUUCUCAACAAAGAGUUAAUAUGAGAAUGGGAGGGAAUGGGAAUGUUGUACAAAGCAGAUCAAACAGAGCAAACGUGAUAAGAAACAAUCGCAACAAUAACGUACAUCAAUCUCAAACUCAAGCAAGACAGAGAAAUCUAAACAACAAAAAGCCACCGACAAAUGCAAAAAAUACGGCCUCAAAUAAAAACUUGAAGCAGAAGAAAAACAGUAAGCAAUGUGUAUAUUUAGGAAAGAUUUAUAAGAUUAAUCAAAGAUUUAGGAAUGAUAAAGGCCAACGAUGUAGAUGUCGCAAAGGAGGGAAAGUUAAAUGUAGACGAUAAAGAAUCAACGUACUGAGAGUACUGAUAAAGUUUUGAAGCGCGUGGUGGAAAAUCAAUUGUACUUGAUGGUUUUAAAUUUUUCGUUUUAUUUCUAUUUGUUGAGAAUAUUCCAUGCAUUCUGUUGAUACUGGUUCCAUGGUAUUAACUUUGAAUAAAAUUUUUACUGAUUUUUAA
Molecule: messenger RNA, 4564 nt
Organism: Saccostrea cuccullata (small rock oyster)
Lineage: Eukaryota; Metazoa; Mollusca; Bivalvia; Ostreida; Ostreidae
Exons: 5
Cellular component (GO): extracellular region
Molecular function (GO): peptidase inhibitor activity
Source: RefSeq, a predicted model, not a curated record